AUGGCGGUGUUGGGAACUCUGUGCUACUUGGCGCUGGUCAGUCUAGUGUCUGUGACGUCAGUAGAAGCCGAGUGUCCACAUGAUAACGGUACCUUAACUAGAUGGAGUGACCCCACUACGUGGCCUACAAACAAACUCCCAGAGGCCAGCGCUACGGUUAGUAUUACCGGUCACGUCCUUUUGGACGUGUCCCCUCCGGCCCUGUUCGGUAUUGUUGUAGAGGCAGGCGCAAUUCUCGUUUGGAGUCCGGAAGGAGAUUUCCACGUGUCCACAAAUUACAUCCACGUGAAAGGCGCCUUCCACAUUGGCUCCGAGACUUGUCCAUUUGAGGAAAACGCUCGAAUCACCCUGACGGGUACUCGAAAAGAAUAUUCAAUGCCGAACUUUGGACAAAAGUUCAUUGGUGUUGACGCCGGAGGUACACUGGAGAUCCACGGUAAGAAGAAACUCGCGUGGACAAAGCUAACGAAGUCAUUACCGCGACUCCAGGCAGGCAAUGGACUACUCUACACCCACUUAGACUUCCCAAACAGUAGACAGAGAAAAGGUUUAGGGAUGAUUGUCUUCAAUACCGAUGGUAGCCACUACAAGACUGCUGUUUUUACUACCACCGGGCCGAACCAGGCAGAUGUACUGGCGGGAAUCCAGUACCUCCUCAAGUGGCUACCAAGUAUUCCGGCGGGCAAGGUGAUCCUGUUAGCAGUUCAGCACACAUUGGUAUCAGACACCCAGGUAGACGACCUGGCAUCUGUAUAUGACGCCAUUGAAACGGCAGCAGGAAUUUCCAGUGGUCAAGGUCAGAUCAGAAAAGUAGGCAUGUACGACGCCUUCGCCAUGGCCUUUAUUAAAGGUGACCCAAGUUCAACAGUAGAGACGCUGACCCCUGUGGAAUACCACUACCAGAAAGCUGAGGCUAGUCUGAAAGUCAACGAUCUUAUCAUGGUGGCGGAGAGUUGUACCAAUACCGGAAGUCGCAUAUCACACGCCAUCGACUUCCGGGUAGUAAAGGAAACAUCAGCAUUCCAUGUUCUAGAGGUUGUUGAUGACGUCACAUCUUGGAAGGAAGGUGACACAAUCUUGCUGACGUCGACGGAUUUUAGUUUAGACAAAUCUGAGAUAGCAACAGUUGUAAGCUGUGGGGAUUGUGCGGCUACACAAGUAAAAGUUGCCCUACUACCUAGGUACAUGCAUUAUGGUGAUAUUGAUUUCAAUGUGGACAUGAGAGGAGAGGUGGCGCUGCUAUCCCGAAAUAUACUCAUAGAAGGCGCUAUGGACAGUUUCUGCCCUAAGGAGAAUGAGAACUGCGAUACAUACAAAUACGAUACGUUUGGUGGCCACGUGAAGGUAAUCAAAGGUUUCAAGGAUGUACAUAUCGAGGGAGUAGAACUUUACCAUAUGGGCAAGCAGACAGACUUAGGUCACUACCCCCUCCAUUUCCACAUGUGCUAUGACGUGGAUGGCGCAGAGUACCCAAACCCACCUUACCUGCGUGAAAACUCCAUCCAUUCUUCCUUCGCCAGAUGUGUCACUGUGCACGGUACACACGGACUUACGGUAAUGGACAAUGUGGGCUACGAGUCUCUUGGUCAUUGUUACUUCCUUGAGGACGGGGGUGAAAGGAGAACAGUUCUUGACGGAAACCUUGGAGCCAGUACCAGAAAGGCCACCCUCAUAUCCUCAGACAGCCGCCCGACGACGUUUUGGAUCACCAACCCAAACACGAUCCUUCGGAACAACGUCGCCGCUGGAAGUGAGGAUAUCGGGUACUGGUUUAUCUACCCUGACACGCCCACGGGACCUUCUGCCGACAAAGGUUUCAUGCAGUACCAAGAGGCACGCUAUACCGCCAUCACAGAAUGCAGUAAUAACGGCGCCCACUCCAAUAAAUUUACGGGUUUCUUCAUUGACUUUCAAAUACACCCGACGACAGGCGACAUCUGGAUCACCAGUAACCGGUACUCUCCUAAAGUCGACCCCUUGGAUCCUAAAUCGGCGGACAAACCCGCUAUUAUAGAUCGUCUUACGUCAUACAAAAACAGGAACAAUGUUUGGGCCCGCGGUGGUUAUCUUGUGUUCCGUAGAACGUCUUUGGCGGAUGCUACCAGAGGGAUCACCUUCGCUAGGGGUACGUACCAGCAACAGUUUCUAGAGAAAAGCGUGAUACUUGGGCAAACCAACAACCUCGGGGACCCUAUGAGAGCCAGGGGUAUUGACGGGUCCUUCGUCUCGUUCGAUAGAUCACUACCUUAUCAGUGGAAUUUCAACGAACCGAUGCAGGGAUUCAACUUCUAUGAUGGUCCGGUCUUCGUAUCCAGUACCUUCUUUAACGGGUUCAUAUCCAACCAAUACCGGAAGGCAGGGGCGAUUGGUUUCCUAAGAAACAACAAGUUCUUCAGUUCUGCCUCGAGUGCUGCCAAGGACCUGCACUUCGGAUUUCAGGAUGGAGAAUUAACAGGUAACCGUGUGUAUGACGGUAACAGUAGUAUACCUGGAUUUGACGACCUUGACGGUGACAUAGAAGCAGUGUUCCGUGACGCUGAUGGGUCGGUGACGACAGUACCUGGCAGUUCUGUGGUCAGAUCUGAUCAGUUUCUUACCACAUCUGACUGUAGUUUUAGACCAAACUGGAACCUGGCAAUAUGUCCCUUCAAGUACAUGAAGAUGCAGGUAGUUCCGCGGUCAGCAGGUGACCUCAACAGUGUUCCGUUUGUGUCACGUGACGAUAUUCCUGACAGUCCUCGAAAGAUUGAUGGUACCAAGGUUGUUCACUUUUCACUCAUUACUGGAGGGCAGUUCAGCUACUCACUCCACUGGCCAGAUGUUGUGCCCGCAGAGUUCCUCGUCAGAGCGUGGGGACUUGAAAAAGACUACCCAGUUCGCGUUGGCCUGUGUCUGCCCCUGGAUGCGACCUUCUCGCUGAAGUCUUACUAUCCUAAACGGGCACUCACGCUGGACUCAUGGACAGAGGUGAACAGCGUGCACGAGAUAGACCAGGACACUGAGGGCGGGAAGUACUACCACAACAAAGCCACGGGGAUGCUAUACGUCAUGUUGCGGUCGUUAGAGGCCGUUGAGGACGGGGACACGGCUACCUGUGUAGGAGACAAGUGUGUGUCCCUCUUGGUGUACGUUACUGGAGGAGACCGGAACGACGGAGACUGCAGUGCGCGGGACACGCCCACUCCACCCUCUCAGGUUACUCACGCUCCAAAAGCAGUGGCGGACGGAAGUCUUUCAUUCGACACAUCAUAUUCUGGCCCUGAAACGGACUGGGGAGCAGGUGGCCAGAUUCCUUUCAGCAGUCGUAUGCCACAGAAUGGAGGAUACAGCGGCUGGACGGAAUGGUCCGCGUGUAAAGUGCCGGCCUGUGCAGGUAGCGUGAUGGUGAGAUUCAGGACCCGGACAUGUGACCAGCCCAUUCCCAGGAACGGAGGCGCCCCUUGUCAGGGUCCCAGCAGCGAGGAGAUGGAUUGCACCACCAAGUGAUAACUUGCUGCCAGAUGUAGCCUCAAAUCCCAGUCAUCUUGCAUAUCACGACAGACGUUCCAGCAGAACACGACACAAUACCAGUCAUCUUACAUAUCACGACAGACGUUCCAGCAGAACACGACACAAUACCAGUCAUCUUACAUAUCACGACAGACGUUCCAGCGGAACACGACACAAUACCAGUCAUCUUACAUAUCACGACAGACGUUCCAGCGGAACACGACACAAUACCAGUCAUCUUACAUAUCACGACAGACGUUCCAGCGGAACACGACACAAUACCAGUCAUCUUACAUAUCACGACAGACGUUCCAGCGGAACACGACACAAUACCAGUCAUCUUACAUAUCACGACAGACGUUCCAGCGGAACACGACACAAUACCAGUCAUCUUACAUAUCACGACAGACGUUCCAGCGGAACACGACACAAUACCAGUCAUCUUACAUAUCACGACAGACGUUCCAGCGGAACACGACACAAUACCAGUCAUCUUACAUAUCACGACAGACGUUCCAGCGGAACACGACACAAUACCAGUCAUCUUACAUAUCACGACAGACGUUCCAGCGGAACACGACACAAUACCAGUCAUCUUACAUAUCACGACAGACGUUCCAGCGGAACACGACACAAUACCAGUCAUCUUACAUAUCACGACAGACGUUCCAGCGGAACACGACACAAUACCAGUCAUCUUACAUAUCACGACAGACGUUCCAGCGGAACACGACACAAUACCAGUCAUCUUACAUAUCACGACAGACGUUCCAGCGGAACACGACACAAUACCAGUCAUCUUACAUAUCACGACAGACGUUCCAGCGGAACACGACACAAUACCAGUCAUCUUACAUAUCACGACAGACGUUCCAGCGGAACACGACACAAUACCAGUCAUCUUACAUAUCACGACAGACGUUCCAGCGGAACACGACACAAUACCAGUCAUCUUACAUAUCACGACAGACGUUCCAGCGGAACACGACACAAUACCAGUCAUCUUACAUAUCACGACAGACGUUCCAGCGGAACACGACACAAUACCAGUCAUCUUACAUAUCACGACAGACGUUCCAGCGGAACACGACACAAUACCAGUCAUCUUACAUAUCACGACAGACGUUCCAGCGGAACACGACACAAUACCAGUCAUCUUACAUAUCACGACAGACGUUCCAGCGGAACACGACACAAUACCAGUCAUCUUACAUAUCACGACAGACGUUCCAGCGGAACACGACACAAUACCAGUCAUCUUACAUAUCACGACAGACGUUCCAGCGGAACACGACACAAUACCAGUCAUCUUACAUAUCACGACAGACGUUCCAGCGGAACAGGACACAAUACCAGUCAUCUUACAUAUCACGACAGACGUUCCAGCAGAACACGACACAAUACCAGUCAUCUUACAUAUCACGACAGACGUUCCAGCGGAACAGGACACAAUCGUUAGCGUUGAGUAACAUAAAAUAAACUUUUCUUGCACGGUAA
Mizuhopecten yessoensis (Yesso scallop) is the source of this 4986-nucleotide messenger RNA. RefSeq names its product transmembrane protein 2-like. Bases 1 to 3486 code for a protein of 1161 amino acids. NCBI's taxonomy places the organism in Eukaryota, Metazoa, Mollusca, Bivalvia, Pectinida, Pectinidae. The transcript is spliced from 26 exons. The record is from RefSeq and is a predicted model, not a curated record.